AUGGGUAAUUCUAUAUAUACUAUUUUUAUGCCACGUGAGGCGUUCUCUAGAAGAACCAAUGCUGAGCUAGUAGCCAAAUCUCUUAAUCAAUUGGAUAUCCCAGCUAUUGUGAAUGAGCGACAUGAUAUUGUUGUCGACAAUCACAAGGUGUCUGGAAGUGCAUACAAAAUUACGAGUGCAAGAGCAUAUCAUCAUGGUACCAUGCUCAUUGACGCUGACACACAGACUUUAAAGAACUGUUUAUCCAAAAAAAGAAUGAAUAAUGCUGGCAUUGUCUCAAAAGGAGUAGAGUCGGUCCCUUCACCAGUCACAAACCUCAGAGACUAUUCAUUUACAGUAGAUCAUCAACAAUUUUGUGAGUCCGUAUUGGCUGAAUUCGUAGAAGCGUAUAAUGACGGCAUCCCAGUAGAGCCAAUCAUGUUUGAUAAUAACAGUAUGCUUCCAGAUAAAGUAAAAGAAACGAGACAGGAGCUCAAGACUUGGGACUGGGUUUAUGGUCAAACUCCCGAAUUUACAAACACUGCAGAGACACAAUUGGAUUGGGGACACGUGAAAGCAAUCAUACAUUCAAGACACGGUAAAAUCACAAAGGCUGAUAUUACAACGGACAAUAACUUGAUACAUGAACCAACAAUCGCCGCAGCAAUAUCUGUUGCAUUAGAAGGUUUACCUUACUCUAGAUUUGUCAUAGAUGAAGCAGUCGAGAAAAUAAAAUUACAGGUACCCGGUCUCAUUAAUGCUGAUAAUGAUCAUAUAUCUACCAGCCUUAGUAAAUGGUUACAAGAUAGAUUGUAA
Mucor mucedo is the source of this 795-nucleotide messenger RNA. RefSeq lists its product as uncharacterized. The transcript has 5 exons. Gene Ontology annotation, cellular component: mitochondrion; cytoplasm. Lineage: Eukaryota; Fungi; Mucoromycota; Mucoromycetes; Mucorales; Mucoraceae. Bases 1 to 795 code for a protein of 264 amino acids. Gene Ontology annotation, molecular function: lipoyltransferase activity. Gene Ontology annotation, biological process: protein lipoylation. The record is from RefSeq and is a predicted model, not a curated record.